GAGUCCCAGGACAUCUUGGAUCUCCCGUGAACUUUGCCACUCUUUUCGCGGCGCUGCUAGCCCAACUCGCACCUUGCACUUCCACACAAGAAAGCGUCCGCUGAGAGAGCGCCUUACGCCCACGUCGGACUACGGUGGACAGACACGGCAUCUCCGCAGCACUCCCCACCAAUGGAGGACGUCAUCAAGAAGACCCAGAGUGAGCUAGGGGCUGUUAUUCAGGCCCCCAAGCUCACCGAGAAGCUCCUCAGUCGCCCUCCCUUCCGCUUCAUCCACGACAUCGUGUUGGCGGUGCUGAAGGCUGGCAGCUUUCCCGAGCACCUCUUCUCGGACGAUCAACUCGACAGCGCGAAGGUGUCCGACAAAAAGGCGAAGUUAGCCUUUCUAGAGCUGCUCAUCGCCGUAGUGGGCGCGGGAACCGGCAAGCCAGUGUCGGCGCGCGCCGCGAAGAUCGCGGCCGGCGAGGAGCCCGAGAAAACGAAUGAACUCCUGCAGGACCUCGCCGCCUGUGCCGGGCUUUCCGCAGCGAAGAAGCAGGCUGCCGUCCAGAAGGUGAAAGGCGGCGGGGCGGAGCCACUGGCAGCACCGGUGGCACCGGCGGCACCGGCACCAACCGCAAAGGCCCCUGCCUCACCCAAACCGGCGGCCAACGCGCCGGCGCAGGAGAGCGAAGAGGAGCGGCAGAAGCGCCACGAGGAGGAGCGCCGUCGGCGCCACGAGGAGAAGAAGCGGGAGAAGGAAAAGGAGAAGGAAAAGGCCGCCAAAGCAGCGGCAGCAGCGGAGGCCGCGCCGGCCGUCGGCGGUGAUGAGGCCGCGAAGGACGCCGAUGCGGAGCGGCGACAGCGGCGAGAGGAGAAGAAGCGGGAGAGGGACACCGCCGGUGCCGUGGCGGCCGCAGCGGAGGCCUCUGCCUCUUCCGCGGAGUCUCCUUCCGCAGCGGCGGCGGCAGCGGCAGCAGGCGGGAACACGACGACCAGUGCGCGCAAGGCCCCACCGCGCACGAAGCCGACCCACGAGGUCAUCGAGGCGCAGCGGGCGGCGGACGCCACGCCGGCGGCGGGGGUCAUCCGUGAGGGAAAAAAAACGCAGCGGCGACCGCACCGCCGGCAGCGACGGCGACGACGACGACGACGCGCAGGACUGGCAGAAGGUGGCGGCGCAGUACGCGGCGAAGCCGGCGGUGCGCACCGCGGCGGUCGCCGAGGAUGCCGAGGUGAAGGGGCUGCUCGGGCAGCAGGCGCUGAAGGCGAAGCGCGAGCAGGAGGCGGCGGCGCGUGGGGUGACCGGCGACGACGGCGGCAGCGGCGCCGCGUCGGCAGCGGCCGCGUCACCGACGCACGACGGUAUCGUGAUCCACAACAGCCGCAGCACCGUCUCCCGCGGUGGCGGCUCGCACGCGCUGAGCGACAGCGAUUUGAAUCAACUGCGGGAGCAGCUGCAAAUGCUGACCAAGGCGUCGAACCCGCUCGGUAA
This is a messenger RNA of Leptomonas pyrrhocoris, 1473 nucleotides long. RefSeq lists its product as hypothetical. Bases 172 to 1473 code for a protein of 433 amino acids. Gene Ontology annotation, molecular function: microtubule binding. The transcript has a single exon. Gene Ontology annotation, biological process: intraciliary transport; regulation of microtubule cytoskeleton organization; cilium assembly. Lineage: Eukaryota; Euglenozoa; Kinetoplastea; Trypanosomatida; Trypanosomatidae. Gene Ontology annotation, cellular component: axoneme; intraciliary transport particle B; ciliary basal body. The record is from RefSeq and is a predicted model, not a curated record.